This is a messenger RNA of Engraulis encrasicolus (European anchovy), 4016 nucleotides long. RefSeq names its product core-binding factor subunit beta (gene cbfb). NCBI's taxonomy places the organism in Eukaryota, Metazoa, Chordata, Actinopteri, Clupeiformes, Engraulidae. Gene Ontology annotation, cellular component: core-binding factor complex; nucleus. Gene Ontology annotation, molecular function: sequence-specific DNA binding; transcription coactivator activity. Gene Ontology annotation, biological process: regulation of transcription by RNA polymerase II. Bases 387 to 950 code for a protein of 187 amino acids. The transcript has 6 exons. The record is from RefSeq and is a predicted model, not a curated record.
GGAGCCAGGAAGUAACAGAGCCAUGCAGCAGCACGGAUAAAGUCGACUCUGAGAGCGUAUGUUGUCAGUAGACGGAGACCUCUGGCGUGAGAGGGGGAGAGAACAAUAAUCCUGUAGUCAUAAUUAUAGCCCAAAUAAAUACUAAGUCCACCGCGGCGGCUCAGGGUGAGUGAACUAGGGUUAAGGUGAUCUUAAGAGAAAGGGUAAAGAGUCCUCACAAUAACGUAAAUAUCUCAGGAACACAUUGCUAUACUCUUACUCACUCCAUCAGACAGAGAAGACGGAAGGAAAUAAGAGCGGGAUUCAGGGUAGUUUCACGUCAACAUUUCUCUCGCUCGCAAAAAAACAUACAACAACCAAAAAUUGAUCACAUAAAAGCGUUCAAGAUGCCUCGGGUCGUCCCGGAUCAGCGGAGCAAAUUUGAGAACGAAGAGUUCUUCAGGAAACUCAGCCGGGAGUGCGAGAUCAAAUACACCGGUUUCCGAGACAGACCACACGAGGAGAGACAAGCCCGAUUUCAAAACGCCUGCAGAGACGGUCGCUCAGAAAUUGCUUUCGUGGCGACGGGCACCAACCUCUCGCUGCAGUUCUUCCCCGCCAACCUGCACGGCGAGCAGCGCCAGGCGCCCACACGGGACUACGUGGACUUCGAGCGGGAGCUGGGCAAGGUGUACCUGAAGGCCCCUAUGAUCCUGAACGGUGUGUGUGUGAUCUGGCGCGGCUGGAUAGACCUGCAGCGGCUGGACGGCAUGGGCUGUCUGGAAUACGAUGACGAACGCGCUCAGCACGAGGAUGCCUUGGCCCAGGCCGCGUUUGAAGAAGCUCGCAGGAGAACUCGCGACUUUGAAGACCGAGACCGCUCACACCGCGAAGACCUGGAGCCCAGGCGACAGCAGGAUCCCAGCCCUGGCUCCAACAUGGGCAACGCUGACGAACACAAGAUGCGCUAAGCGACGAUGGACGAUGGAUGCAAGGGUGGUGGGCAGAUCGCACGCUCACGUCUGGGGGUGGGGGGGAGGGGGGGGGGGGGGGGUUGUAUUCAGUUGGGGGUGAAGCCUCACCCUCCAACAUCUAUCGCCCAACAGGGAGACCAAAGUCCACCAUGCCAGGGGAAUUUAAGGCUAUUUUAGUUUUUAUUGGGGUGGGAGUUGAUAUUAUUAAGACUAUGCCCAUAUUACACAUCCAGUGUAUAAUUUUAGCAGUUAAUUUCAAAAGAAAAUAAGAUGACAAAUCAGUGAAGUUUCUGCCUGCCGUCCACACAAGUCUGUUGCAAACGACUGUGCCCAGAUGUAAAAAUGGGGUGUGUGUAUGGCCAUUUUUUAAAAAUCAUGUAAGAAACAGAGUUAAAAUAUUUUGACAUAGCCUUAACUGAUGGGAUUUUAGAGUUGUGGGACAGAUAUAUUGAUGAAUUGAUGUAUUGAUCAUCUGAAUGGGCCUGAAGUAGGGGGGUAGGGGCAGGGAGUUUUACUAUCACUGAUCCAAGUCCUGAGUUCCUGCAGUGGGUUUUGCACUAUGUGACAGUUCAGUUUUGCCCCACUCCUUCAUAUGCAUGUACUUCCUACAUGGUCGUAUUUUCUUCUCCUCUCCUUCUCAUUGUGACCCUACCCUAUGCAAGCUAUUAGCUCCUUUUAAUUUAGCACUAUUGUAAUGAAAUGGCAUUUCCUAUUAUUAUUUUAUUCUUCAUUUGUGUGAAAGUCAGGAUGUUUACUUUUUUUGUAUUUUUCCUUUAUAUAUAUAUUAUGCAAAAAUGUGUUCUUGUCAUGCUUUUAUAUGAAAUAACAUCACUUUGUUGAAUUGUGCUCUCAAAUGGGUAGGUUUCUGUAGGACUCACAGACAAAUAGGCUCUUCUUGUUUCACAAAUGAGGAAUGGCCUGACUUGUCUCCAGUUGCGCUCUCUCUCUCUCUCUCUCUCUCUCUCUCUCUCUCUCUCUCUCUCUCUCUCUCUCAUACACACUCGUUUUGUUUUGUAAGUCUGUCUGUGUAUCAGGUUGUAAAGACACAUGAUUUGAACAUUUUAAAAAGCAACAGGAAACCCAUAUUGAGGUCAGUGUUGCUCCGAGCAUGUUCUGAAAGAGCAGGCAGGAGAGAUGUGCUUUCUCCCAUCCUUGUUUUAUUACCCCAUUGUCGUCCUCUGAUAUUACUUUCCUUUGUUUUGAGUUUGUACCAUUUCAGGGUAUUUAAUGUAGUGCAGUUAUUCAACUUUUUUUUCUCUCUGUAUUGCUGAAUGGGAAAGUACAUUUUUAGCCAGAUCCAAAUGAUUUCUCCCAUGAAAGAUAUUUAUUAAUGUUCAUGUUUCCAUUUGACUGUGUUGUUACUAUCAGGAGACCUGUUUCCGAGGAUUUUGUUUUUAAUCAUGAUCUGUUUUGGCUCUUUCAGUCAUUUGUCUUGGCUCGUUCAGCCAGUCUCAACCUAGAGCCAUUUAUGUUUUUCUUUUUAUUAUCAUUUUCUUUUUUUCUUUUCGAUUCUUCUUGCAGGUGCUCAUAAUCCAGUCCUUCAAUAGUUUUCAUUAUUCACAGCACAGUACUGACCCUCCUCUUUAAGAUUACCCAUAUGGUGAGGCAGUGGUAUUAUGGAAUGGGUUUCAUCUUGUAUGUCCACAAGAUGAAGAUUCACAAGGUGAAUCACUCUGACAUCCAUUGGAAUUGUAGUAAGGCUUCAAAAAUGUGUAUUCUGCUAUUUGGGCAUACCGUUACUAUUCAUACGUACAGAAAGUCCAGAGACACAGGGCACCUGUGAAACAAACUGCAAUCAGAAUAAUAGGCCUUCUGGCCAAUAUGGAAAAAAACUAACCGUAAUCAUGACGGUAUUGUUCAAUGCUCUUUUUUCAAUUCAUAAAAUAAUUACAUUUAAAUUUAAUCAAGAAAAAGAUUGGACAAUUGGGACUAGGAUUACAGACUAUACAUUUCAAAUCAAAACUUUUGUUUACUGGACAGGACAGAAUCAUGGGACAACACAUACGAUAGUAUGAUUUUAAGGAACUGUGCAUGAAAACAUGUAAUAUGAAGAAAACGUUAAUGCUAGCAAUUAGUUGGGCCCAGUCAUAUUCUUUGUCACUGAUGAUUAAGCUGUUACAACUGAUGGUUCAAAUACUUUUCUAACCCAUUGCCCAUUCAUAGUCUGACUAUUUGCACUGUAAUGCAGUCAGUUUACACUCAUAGGCUACACAACAGUUGGUACGACUCAUCUGGAAAGAGGAUUACUAUUGUCACAGAUCUGCACAAUAAUAAUAAUAAAAAAGCCUCCCUCAGCAAAAUGUGAAAUUAAAUAAUCUUUCAUCCUGUUCUAUUACACAUUUCUUUUUACUUUUGAGGACAAGUUGAUGCAUCUGAACAUCACUCUGAAAAAGUGUUUUUCUCUUCCUUUUCAAGUUAAUAUUGUGUAGCAACAGCUUCUGGUGAGUCUUGCCUGUUUUACAGUUACAGGAGUGUUAGUUUUCCCAGAGACCAAGUGGGUAUUCAGCAUAAAAGAAAAGAGGGCUGGAAGGCUGUGGCGUUUCAGUAGAAAAACAGGUGGUGGUUUGAAGGUGCUCUUUGGCUGAGACAUAGAAGAAAGACAGGUUGCCAAGGCAUUCUUCUAAGAUAAAGUUACCAACAAUUUACAUUAUUUUUAAUUGUUUAAGUUCUAACAUGAACAAAUUCUUUAUAUUAAAGCGGUUUUAUCUUAAAAUAGUGCCUUCGGCAUCCUGCAUUUUUUUGGGUAUUCAGCAUGUUAUUGGUUGUGUUUGGCAGAGAAGGUGACAGAGAGUUGGGAAUCCCCUAACAUUAAUGGAGGCUGCAGCAAGUCAUUUCUGUUAAAUAGGGAAAAGAAAAGAGGUACUCAUUGCAUUAUCAUUAUUAUUAUUAUUGCUAUUAUUACUGUUGUCUAUUAUUGUUUUUAUUUGGUCCCUCGUUACAUUCAAAAUUCGUUUCUUUUGGGAUAAUUAUGUCCAAUAAUGUCACUUAUGACAACAAAGUAUCGGUCCCAAGACAGCCAUAUCUGAAGUUUAUUCACCCUACAGCUUUAAUUCCAGUCUAUUA